Messenger RNA from Penicillium maclennaniae, 1167 nucleotides. RefSeq lists its product as uncharacterized. NCBI's taxonomy places the organism in Eukaryota, Fungi, Ascomycota, Eurotiomycetes, Eurotiales, Aspergillaceae. The transcript has 5 exons. The record is from RefSeq and is a predicted model, not a curated record. The coding region runs from base 1 to 1167 and encodes 388 amino acids.
AUGGCCUACUCAGAUGCCGAAAGCAUAAGCGGAAACCAGAACGGGAAUUCAAAUCAUAAAUCCUGCAAAUCGCUGCUGGUGACGCUUGCAUAUCUCCCCUCCUCUCUUCUUUCUCGUUCGAGUUCAGAAGCCACCGAAUGGCGCCAGAAUAUACCUCAUCUCUCUCACAAUGGAAUUAAUGACAAGGAUCUGGCUCACAUCCAGAAUGAAACUCUCAGUUUUGAACAUAUCUAUGCUAUUGGCAUGAAAGGGCGAACCGACAAGCGUGACUUCCUGGAUGUCGCAGCCUCAGUCACGGGCUUCAGAGUGGAUUGGCUCGAAGGAGUCAGGCCAGAUGAGUUGAAGCAGAAGGCAAUGCCUAAUGGGUUCACUAUCUCAGCCACUAAGCCUGGAAUUGCUGCGUGUUGGCGCGGCACACAUGAAUGCAUUGGUCAAGUUAGAGCCAUCCUCUCCAGAUAUAAGUCUAGCUUUACUGAGCAGAAACUAAUAUUGAACCCAUUCAAGAUCGUCGAGAAUUCCUACUCGAGUGCCUUGAUCUUUGAAGACGGUGCCGAUUGGGAUGUGAACAUCAAGUUACAGCUACACGAAUUCGCCCGUGGAUUACAUCCAUUACAAGGAAAUGAGAAGGUGUCUCCAGAACACCCCUAUGGAACCGACUGGAAUGUCCUCUGGAUUGGAGGAUGUGGUUCGGCCCCGAAAAAUAACGAGACCCAGUUCUACGCUAUUCCCAACGACCCUACACUCCCAAGUCACCAACACCGAGCUUGGGACCUCGGUGGGCCUCUCGAUAGCUGGAGAGAACAGUUCCCGAAGACUCCACACGCUUUGCAUUCCGCGCAGAGGCGGUUUGCUGCUUAUAUGGUUAUGCUGUACUGUGCGGAAGCCUGGCUGGACGUCGACAGAUUGACUGCUUUGCCACUUUCCCCCAAACUCAUUGGAACAUAUAGGAAAGCGGGCCCGGCUUCUAAAGACUCGGAAAUCGAGAGCUAUGAUGAGAACGAGUUCCAUGAGGAGGCAUCCAAUUACGUGAUGUGUACCCGGCGCAACAUUCAUCCCUUGGUUGCGGGUGAAGAGACUGUUUGUGCACAAUGGGACGAUGUUCCAUGGGCGGACGCACAAAUUAAUCCCAAGGACUUGAUCUACGCUCAAGGGUUUCUGGUCAACUGA